AUGCCUGGAGGUGUUAACUGUCGUCGCGACAUCACGCUACUGGCCUCCAAAGGCUGCUAUGGGCUUGCACGGGAGGCUGAGGAGGCGAGGCAACGCCACAUCGCAGAAAGCAAGAUAGCAAGGCGGCAGGAGCUUCUGAAGCAACAUGAAAUUCAGUGGAAGGCGUUUCAGGAGGCGAAGAACUGCCGCCUGGAAGAUGCACGUGUGGCGAUAACGUUGGGGGAGCUACAAGCUAAGGAGGCUCUUCACCGCAAGUACAGCGCUGCAUGCGAAGCGCAUGACGAGGAGAUGGAAGCAUACUUACUACAGGUCACGUGCGAUGAAGCGAGGCGGCCGGUGACGUUGUCGCCCCUCGUCCCGAUGUUGCGUACGACAGAGAAGCGGCUGGCGAGUGUGGGCCGCUACGCUGAGGCGGCUCACGCCCAGGCAGUAGGCGACGACGUGGAGAAAUACGAGCGGGAAGCCGCACAGGAGCGUCAGAUACAGGUGAUGGAGCGAAAGCUGCGGGAGAAACAAAAAGAGCUUGGAAGGCGAAGUGCCUCGUCGUACCGGAAGGUGCUUGUCGCGCAGCAAUUAAAUAGCCAGCGCGCAGUCGUGGAGAUGCAGGCAGUCGAAGCCAAUCUACAACACAAGGCGAUGGGGAUGGCGGUGACGCACAAACACCAACGGCGUGCUUUGGAGCUGCCGCUCCUGGAGUCGCGCGCGUUUACAAAAGCAGAGGCGCUUAGGGCAGCACGCGGAACCCAACUCAAGAGGGCGGUGCAUGGAGAUCACUACCACGUCCCCUCACUUUGCACCAUGUACGGUGGUCUUCUAGAUCAUGACUGA
Trypanosoma grayi is the source of this 828-nucleotide messenger RNA. RefSeq lists its product as hypothetical. The record is from RefSeq and is a predicted model, not a curated record. NCBI's taxonomy places the organism in Eukaryota, Euglenozoa, Kinetoplastea, Trypanosomatida, Trypanosomatidae. The coding region runs from base 1 to 828 and encodes 275 amino acids. The transcript has a single exon.